AUGCGUCUCGACACAUUCAUUCCACUUAUCACUCUCGCCGCAGCUCUUCCGAGUAGAUGGGGCUCUGACUCCACUAAUACACCAUGCCGCUCUACCCAAUUAUCUGCUGAAUGGCGUGAAACAGUUGUCCAGAACUGGCUCACAAUUUGGAAUGAUAUGGACUUCUCCCUGCUCGACGUGGCCGUGUCGCCGGAUAUUAUCAUCUAUCAAGACCGUUUCGCCACAGGCACUGGGGAUGGCUCCAUCGAAUUCGUCGUGAACAACGCGUCAACGUUCCAAAGCUUCGUUGAAGUUUCGCGCAAUGGGUUCAGCAAAUACGUUUUCGAGGGCACCAAGUAUUUCGGCGAAGAUGAUCUCGUGGCGCUGGAGUGGACUUUAGAUGCGACGAUCGAGGAAAGCCAAGGGACUACGGCACCAGGAACUGAUGUUGCUUACAAUGGGACUGACUUAUUUGUCCUGGAUCGCUGUAAUGGGGUUAUCAAGGAGGUGCGAAGCCAUCAAGAUCUUAUUCGGUGGUACCAUGCGUUGGGUGCUGACGUCGGUGCCCCGUGA
Messenger RNA from Exophiala bonariae, 552 nucleotides. RefSeq lists its product as uncharacterized. The coding region runs from base 1 to 552 and encodes 183 amino acids. The transcript is spliced from 3 exons. NCBI's taxonomy places the organism in Eukaryota, Fungi, Ascomycota, Eurotiomycetes, Chaetothyriales, Herpotrichiellaceae. The record is from RefSeq and is a predicted model, not a curated record.